Durusdinium trenchii is the source of this 8109-nucleotide messenger RNA. Lineage: Eukaryota; Dinophyceae; Suessiales; Symbiodiniaceae. The record is from the annotation of a GenBank genome assembly.
AUGUCAGAUCCCGCUCGCGGCACCGUCCCCGAUUUGCAGGUCUAUGAUGACCCCGCCUGGAGCGGGAGUGGAGACGCAUGGAAUGGUUGGCCUGGAUCCACGUGGGAUGACUCUUGGUGGGCGCAAGGACACUCUGAUGGUCAGCCGCUGAAUGGUGUCGCGGCUGAGGGGAGCUCAGAGGUCAUGGCGACCACACAGAGUCCUGGACGCAGCGCCAGACGGCGGCACUACCUCCUGUCCGAGCACGACGCCCUGGAGUCAGACGACGGCACCAGUGGUUGGAAGCUCAGUGACUACGCCCGCGACUACGGCACCGCCUCCUCCGAUGGCAGGUUCACUGGCUACACCGUCGAGUCCCCCCACGGCGAGUUUGAAUGGGACUUCAUCGACGAAUCCGACGAGUACCAGUGCAGGGACGACGUCCACGACCUCUCCGCCGACGGCCCCAACGGCACAUCGCGGCUGGCGGAACCCCUACUCCUCCUGACGCGACCUCAUGGAGCACCUCCGGUUGGGGAGCCAGAGAUUGGCAUGGGACCAGCUGGAGCUUGGGACUGGAAUGCAUCAGCGUCGAGUUGGUCCUCUGGCUCUGGUGGCUAUCGAGGAGACUAUGGAGAUCCUCCUGGUUGGCCUGGCUGGGCACACCGUCGCUACUGGGUGACCGCCAUUCGGCGCUGGGACAAGACGUCUGACCUUCCCGUGCCUCGCAAGGCGGAGAAAGUCCUUCGAUCUCUUGGAUGGGAGAUGCAGCCUGACUUCGAGCAUGUGCCAGAGACCGUGCUGAACACCUCGGCGUACCUGGACGUGAUCAUCGAGAUCAUCAACAACAAAGCCGGCGUCCGGGAGGAUGAUGAGAAACGUCGAGCUUUCAAGUCAGCAAUCGUUGACCAGCAUCGACAUCGAGAAGAGUCCCUGUCUCAGUUCGCUGUCAGGCGACAGAAAGAGUUCAGCAAUGCCGCCGCCUACGGUGUGAUCAUCCCGGACUCGUUCAAGGCGACAAUGCUCCGAGAGGGAGCCGGUCUCAACGACCAGAACCAGCAGAACUUGACCGCAUUGCUGCAAGGUCACGAUGAGGACCCCAACGCUGUCGCUCGAGCUCUCGCACGACUGGACGUUCGUUCAGAUCGUAUGGCAGCGUACGUUGAGCCUCACUCCAGCACCGACAGCUUCGCGUCCACCGUCGAGGAGAACGAUGACGAGGAGGAAGACUCGCUUGAUGAGGCUGAGCUCAUGAAGGAGCUCGAACCACUUGACCUGACAGAGGACCAAGUAAACGAGGUCUUUGCGGUUUUGGAGAACAAGAAGAGGAAGCCUCGCACCUGGAAGGAGAAUAAGCUCUUCAAGGCCGAGAUGCGCAAAGAAAGGACCUCCUUCGUGAAGGGUGACGACAAGACGCCCCAUGGACGUAAGCCAGAUGGGCACUUCCGCGGCCGGCGGAAUGCUCUCAAUCGAGAGCAACUCAAGAAGAUCUCCCGAUGCAAGCUCUGCCUCAAGAAGGGCCACUGGGCCGAGGACUGUGACAUGAACAAGGCGAACAAGAAGUCAGCACCACCGUCAGCCUUCUCCUACAGCAGCAGCCAGAAUGGCCCAUCUCAAAGUGCCUUCUCAUACUGCACCAUGUCGUUGCUUCGAGAAUCACUGUCCGAGGUUCUUGCCACCGGUCAGAAGUUAGAGGCACAAUGGAACUUUCUGACGAUCCCCUCGGGUGACGCGAUUCUGGACAUCGGUGCAACCCAGGACUUGAUCGGUGAGACGGCCUUGUCCUCCAUGGCACACCACCUGAAGCACCUGGGCUUGCAAUUUGUUGAGGUCCACUUACGGAAGCUCAGUGCGAAGCUGCCACUGAAGCGUUUGAGCUCUGGACACCGCACCAUGCAGCUGUUCCAGUGGACGAAGGGCGAGCAUUUUCCUUUGCCCCCCGAUCUGAUGAAGAAGUAUCAGCUCGAAGAUGGAUGUUUCGACCUCUCAAACCCCUCCGCGUACAUGAAAGGGAGCCAUUCACAGCACUACAUGUCUGAAGCUCGACCAUUUCUAUGGGCAAUCGACCUACUGCCACAUCCAAAUUCGAAGCUGUUCCUGCCUCUCAUGUCGUACGGGUCUCGCCGGAACCCACAGGAGCAGCAGCUGGAGGAGCGAUGGACCGCCCUCAUGAACUCCCUUCUGGGGAAGGUGGAGUCAAAUCGCCAGGCCUACAAGCGCUUGGUGGCUGCCGAGCUGAAGACGAAGAGCACCCUGUCCAAUCGCAAGAAGUAUGUGGAGGCAGAGAAUCAAGCCCCGGGGCGCUGUCUGCACCCCGAGAAUCAAGUUGCUUCCAGAGCGAACCAGUACGCAUCCUGGACCGCGUGCCUCCAGUGCGGAGCACGCCUGAGCUAUGCCUCCAAGAAGGGUCGGGGAACUUCGUCAACCUCUCCAAAAGCGAAGGCCAAGGGCACCACGGCUAUGCCUCCUCGAUCAACGACAACCUCCGGCCCUGUUCCGAUUCCCAGCUCCCUGGCGGCCAGUGCCUCCAACGAGGCGACACAGAUCGUGGGCGAGGCGAUGAACAUCCUGCAGGUCCAGAACACGCAGCUGGCCAAUGCUCUGACGCAGAUCAAUCAAUCAUUGCAGCAGUUGGCGCACGGCCAGGGACAGAUGAUCAUGAUGGCGAACACCAAUGCCGCCUACCCUGCUCCUCAGACUGGCCUCUAUCAUCAGACGCAGGGGCAGAUGCCUUCGGAGAUGCAGGUCGACAUGAUGUCAGAUCACUGGUCGGCGACCGAGGUGGACUGGUCCAACCUCCCAUCGAUUCCCACGGCAUCCCCGGAGAGCAAUCUCACCGACACCGAGGGAGAGAAUCAGAAUCCCAACAUCGAGUCUCCGGCUUCGCCACAGUUGCAGCACUAUUUGGAGGUGCAUGGGGUUGGCAGCUCUUCUAUGAUCUUCCACUAUGACCUUCGCGGGGAGUACGUGAGGGAGGAAGCUGACCCUGAGCAGGUCCACGCUGGCCCUGAGCAGGCCCACGGCGAUCAUGACCUUCAGCACUCCGGCCCUGAGCAGGCCCAUGGUGUACGAGCCCUUCGACGUCCCGGCCCUGAGCAGGCCCUCGGAGGACUACGUCAAGUGCCUGAUGGCGAUCUUGCGGCUCAGGAUCGUCCACCUUGGCUGCCAACGGCUCUCCUUGGGAAGCGUCUGAGGGGAGCAUCUCAAGCUCCACCUGAUGAAUGGGAUGUGGUGUGGUGCAGGGUUCUGGAGGAAUCCUCUGGCCACUUGCUGGUGAACAUGCCGACCAUCGGAACUACUCUUCCGGAGGAAGCCUAUCAAGAUGGCUUCAUCACGGACAUCUGGGGUGCUCCUCGUGACUUCUUGACUAGGUUGACCUUGGCGCGACCAGACAGCCCCAUUUUGAGCUUCGACGCAACUGGUCAUGCUAGUCCAGCUGGACCCUUUUGGGCUUUCGAGGUGCCACAUUUUGAUGAACCAGCGGAAGAGACUUUGACUGAGAUGAGCAAUCAGGGACACCAGACUGAUCUCCUACGCUGUCACCGCAACCUCACCUGGCUAUCUCAACGAGCUGUCCAUCAAGGCGGUGCAUCGCUGGACUUCGUGGAGCUCUUCUCUCCGGCUCGGGUGGCCCCUCUGGCCCAGAAGCUUGGACUCCGGGUGGAUCUUUCCCAAGUCUAUGACAUCAAGGGUGGAUGGGACGUGAGAAAGAAGUCCAACCGACAGCUGUUUAGGAAGAGACAGCACACCCAGAAGCCGAAGAUGCUGAUGGCUUCUCCGGAGUGUCGCGCCUUCACCCAGCUCAGGUACAUCAACCAGGACCGCACCUCGCCCGAGGCCAUUCGUGCCACACUAGCUGAAGGACUGCUGAUGUGGGACUUCAGUCUUGAGGCGAUCAAGGAGCAGAUUUGCCAAGACAACUACUUCGCCCUUGAACAUCCUGAGUGGGCGGCUUCUUGGACACUACCGCAGUCACAACAGCUCGUGCAGAGACCGGAGGUGUGCCUCAUCGCCUUCGAUCAAUGUAUGUUUGGCUUGUCAGUCGUCCCGGAUGGGACACUGAGCCGUAAGGGCACCAAGAUGGCCACCAACAAUCCCUGGCUCGCCUUCGAGCUCUGCAUGGCCCAGUGCCGAGGAGAUCAUGAACACCGACCUCUCAUUGGAGGACUUCCUCAACAAGCACAAGAAUAUCCUAGAGCACUGUGCAUGGCAAUCGCCCGCAGCGCUAAGGCGGCCUCUAUGGGAGCACCAGCUCCUUCCUUCAUCGCCGACUAUGAGCCCACGGUGGGACCAAGCUGGAACUGCAGCUUCUUCGGUGAGGAGGAAGACGACGAGGAAGAAGCGCCGACGCGCUUGGGAGAAGAGGAAUCCGGUGAGAUCGAGAUCGAGAAGAACCUUCCUCAGGCAACGGCCAGUCAGAGAAGGCUGGUACAGAAAGUCCAUGUCAACACAGGACACCCUGAUCGAACACGAAUGCUUCGGGCUUUCAAGGCAGCAGGAGCCCUGCCACAGAUCCUGCGAUUCAUCAAGGAAGAGUUUUCAUGUGAGGACUGCAACUUGAAGCAGGGGCCCGAUGUCAGGCGACGGGCUCAACUGCCACGGACAUUUGCGUUCAACAAAGUUCUUUGUUUGGACUUCUUGUUCGUCAAGUUCAAGGAACAACGCAUUCCCAUUUUGAACAUGGUCUGUGGCGGAACCUCAUACCAGAUUGCCGUUCGGGCACCGGUGACCACUACACAUGGAGGUACUCCAUCUUCUGCCACGACCUGGAAGCUCUUCGUGGAGUCAUGGCAGAGGUACUUUGGCAUGCCCCAGCUGGUCGUUUGCGACAGUGGAAAUGAGUUCCGAGGGCUGUUCGAGCGUGGUCUUGAGCUGGCCGGCGUCCUCCAACACGUCAUCCUUCCCGAAUGUCCUUGGCAGAAUGGACGUGCCGAACGACACGGUGGAUGGCUCAAGAAUCGGCUGGACUCAGAGCUGCAUGGUGGACGUUGCAACUUGGAAUCCCUUGAGGAGCUGGACGAGUUUCUUGCAGCAUUGACGUCAGUGAAGAACCGCUGGCUAUGCAGAGGAGGCUACACUCCAGCACAGUUAGUCUUUGGUGAGCUUCCACGCAUUCCAGGAGAGCUGCUGGCUGAGGAUGAGUUGGCCCUCCACGGCAUGCACGAUGCACAUGCGGACCCUCUGGCGGUCGAUGAGGCAGCCGGCGAGUAUCGGAGGAGACAUGAGAUCCGAGAGAGAGCCAGGCAGCUGGCGAUGCAACAGGCAAGCACCGAUGCCAUCCGCAGGUCAGUGCAUGCAGCCACUCAUCAGCAACGAGUUUGGACGCCAGGCCAAUGGGUCUAUGUUUUCCGAAGAGCCAAGCAGAAUCAAGACUUGCACCUGCGCAGCCGUUGGGUGGGCCCUGGGGUCGUGGUUCUGGCAAACAAUGACACUGUCUACGUCGGCAUGCGCUCCAGGCUUUGGCGAUGUUCCCCUGAACAGCUGCGGGCGGCUCUUCCAAGCGAGAUUCUCGGUCGCGACCUCAUCUCGGAUCCUGGACUAGGAGAGCUUCUCCGGCAAGUAGUCACCGGCACGCAGGCAGGAGCCGUGGACGUCUCCAAGGAGGGCAACCCUUCUCCGCAAGAGAUGCUUGGACCAGUGCAGCGUGAUGAACGUGGGGUCAAUCUGGGGCCCGACUCAAGAGUAGAAGAAUGUCAGCUUCCUCUUCAUCAACCGUCGGAGACUGUGCCAGUUGAGGCACCACGCUCACCGACAUGGGUGCCACCGGGCCUGCUGCCUAACGUGACUCCCUUGAGGACGUCCUCGCCUUUGCCGGCCGUUCCAGAAGAAGCAGAGGCAGAAGACCUCCCUCAGCGGGUACCUCAUCCUCCACCUGGUCUCACACCGAACCAGUCAAGGAGGCAGUCCAUCAACGAGCCCGCCUCUGAACCAGCUGCUCCCUCGACGGCUGGGGAAAUUCCAACUAUGACACGUGGCAUCUCCGACCACUCCGGCACUGGGUCAGAUGAGAUCUCUGAGCCUCCCACCAAGCAAGCACGACUGGAUGACGAAGAAGAGGGAACUCACACUCGGGCACCUGGAACUCCGGUCGACCGACUUCUCAGCCGCAUCCCUCGAGAGGCCACUAGUUCAUCUUCAGUGCAGCCACCUCUCACACCUGCGGAGACUCUACCUCCCGAGGGACGAGUCACCCAACAGGUCCAGGAGUUCGAGAACUUGAGACAACAGCGCCAAGAUACGCUCGCGGAUGACGAGCUCGAGCUCUGGAGUGGAUCGCUCUUCAACUAUUCCCUCGGAGACACUGACCUGCACCUCGACAAGUCUGGACAAUGGAACUUCAUGGCCAAGAGAAACGACGAGAUCUCCUUGAAGGACUUGAGCCGAGAGGAGAAGACUCUCUUCGACCAGUCUGACGAGGUGGAGUGGGGAGCCGUUACCCAGACGGGUGCCGUCGACGUCAUCUAUGGCAAGGAGGCAGAAGCGGCUCGCAAGCAAUACCCUGAUCGCAUUCUUUCCUCAAGAAUGGUCAGGCGCAAGAAGCCACAACCAGAGCUACACUCAUGGAAGGCAAAGAGCCGCUGGUGCAUCCACGGACACGUCGACCCAGACACCAAGUGGCUCAGCACCUAUGCUCCAACUCCCCAAGGGGAAGGUCUGAUGCUCUUUCUACAGACGGCCUUGAACCUGGGCAUGACGUGUGCUUUUGCAGACGUCAAGAAUGCUUUCUGCCAAUCCCGUCCUCUUCAACGUGAACGGGGUCCACUGUUUGCAGAACCUUGUGAGGGCCUCCGUCUUCAACCAGGGGCUCUCAUCCGCAUUCUGGUGCCAGUCUACGGGCUGGAUGAUGCUCCUGCUGAGUGGCGCCGCACUGUGACCAGCUUCUUGACGGAGGAUCUUGGCUUCAAGAGGAACCUCGUGGAGCCCUGCUGGUUCUCGAGAUACUCCGAACAAGGAAAGUGCACUGCACAGGUCUUGGUGGAAGUGGAUGACUUCAUCGUCACGGCUCUACCAUCUCACUAUGAGGCUCUACGCCAGGCUAUGACCAAACGAUUCCACUUCGGCAAGUGGGAGAAAGAUGAGGCUGAGUAUGCAGGCCGACAUGUGCGAGUGACUCCUGAAGCCAUCUACGUGGACCAGGCCAAGUACAUCACUGAGCAGAUCCACCCAAUUCAACUGCCUCGUGGCAGGCGCGGACAACACUCGAUGGCCCUCAACGAGGAAGAGUUCAAGGCACUAAGGUCGCUCAUCUUCAAGAUCAACUGGGUUGGGAGAGAGAGCCGACCGGAAGCUGCUGGCAUUGCAUCUCUGAUGGCAAGUCGUCUUCCUCAGGCCAACGUCGGAGAUGUAGCUAUUGUUAACCGAUUCGUGAACUUCCUGCGCACUACUGCCAGUCGCCCGCUGAAGUUGUGGAAGUUCGACCCCUUUGGCAUGUGCUUCAUCGCUGUGUCCGACGCGGGCGGCAUCAACAUGCAGGGAAGUGACCUGGUUGACCAUGACGGCCUCCCGAUGGACGCGACCCAGGGGGCAUGGAUGGUGCUCACGGCCGAGAAGCUGCCUCAGGGAAAGACGGCAGUGCGAGCCUCACCAAUCACUUGGCGGUCCUCCCGCCUUCGGCGGAAGGUAUUCUCUACCUUCGGAGGAGAGACACAAGCCAUGUUGCAAGGCGUCAAUGAGGUGGACUGGCUCCAGGUGAUGUACCGGGAUGCAGUCUACCAUGACGUGCAGCUCUCGUCAUGGAGGAACUGUUUGAGCCCACACAUGUUGGUGAUGCGCGGACAAUGUCACCUUGGAGGGCGGCAACAGCAGUGCUCAGUGACGGACGCGAAGAGUUUGUUUGACUGCUUGCUUCGGGAGAAUCCCACUGGCAAGCAGGAUCGCAAGAGUGCUUUAGAGCUGGCUAUCAUUUUGAAGGACUUGCAAGAAACCAAGUCCAUGGUUCGGUGGGUUCCCCACCAGAAGAUGCUGGUGGAUGGGCUCACCAAGUUGGACCCUUUGAAGGCCAACGAUGCUUUGCAUCAGUUCAUUCGUAGCGGUUGGCUCAGUCUUGUCGAUGUGCAGGAGGAACUGGGUCACCGAAAGGAAGAUCCUGCUUUUAAGAGACGCACAGAAGCGGCUGCUUGCAGAGUAUGA